UGCAGUGCCCCGCAUGCGGCAGCCUCCAGCCUCCGGCCUCCGGCCCCCGGCCCGGGUCUCCGGCCUGUUUCCACCAUGAGCUGUCGCUUUAAGAAGCCCGUGAGUGCGCAGAGGCGCUACAGCAGCGCGUCACAUGAUUCUUCUCUUGUGACAGACCAGGCAGAAAGGAAAAGCCUUUCCGACUUCCAGCCGAGUUACCAGGCGCUGCGAUGACAGAUUUCUCUUGUUAUGGUACCAAAGGACCAACCGCACGGAGGGAAAUGGAGCUAAGUUAACCAUUACCAGACUGACUCGGGCCAUUCCUGUCUUCAAAGUGGACGUUUAGUGAAGAUUUGAGGUUGUUGCGCCGACGGGGACAAAGUUGGCGCAUGGAGAGGGACGAAGUUUCAUUUUGGCGCAGCGUCUUUUCUUUGUUUUCUUUGUUUUUGUCGCCUCUGCGUGUCAGUCAGCGUCGCGCGGCUUUUCCGGCAACACGAGACAAGUAGCCGCAGUUCAGUUUUCGAGCCUUCCCGUCGCCCAGUUUGUCGAGUUAAGGACAGAGAAGCGGACAAGUUGAGGACGCAUCACGUCGGCUGAGAUGGUGGACAGCAAACCUCUUCUUCAGGACAGACCUCCCGCCUACAACGCCGUCCCCGGGGCUUAUGAGUACGGCCCGCAGCAACACAGCUAUGGGGCCAUCCCCCCGCCGGCCCCGCCGCCGUACCCGUACACCGACGGCCAAGGAUACCCAUCAGCCCAAAUGGCCCCUGCUGUAUCCCAGCAGCCCUAUGCUGGCACCUACACCAUCAUCCAACCCUCUGUAGUGGUGGUGGGAGGCUGUCCUGCCUGCAGAGUCGGUGUCCUGGAGGAUGACUUCACCUGCCUGGGUAUCCUGUGUGCCAUCUUCUUCUUCCCCCUGGGGCUCCUCUUCUGCUUCGCCCUGCGUCAGAGAAGGUGUCCCAACUGUGGCGCCACCUUCGGCUAGAGGGACCAAACCGCAGCUCAUGCACCUGCUUGUGCUCUCAUGCAUAUACACAGAGACACACACACACACACACACACACACACACAAUCCAGCAUUUUUUGUGUCUUUUGUUAUCCUCUCUUAAUAUUGCACAUAUUGCUGUUGCCAUUAUGUUAUGUACAACAAAUGAUCAAGAUGAUAUUACCAUGAAUUAUGAUGUGAGUUUUUAUUAGAGGCACGUGUAGGAAUCAGUUUUCAUCUGCUAGUUGAGGAUGUAUUCUAGCAUAUGUAAGUGUUGUCAGUGCCUUCACCACAUGCUGAGUGAUCAUCAGAGAUUCCAUCAGUCAUGAUUUCUUCUGUAGAUUUGGCUCAGAGGAUCUGAGCAGAUUCCUUUAUGUUUCGAAUAAGCCGGAAUUAAUUGAGGCACGCAUAGUUUUUGUGCCUGACUUUUUGUUUUUUCCUUAUUUUUUUGUUUGCGUUUCGUCUUUGCUGGCACGCUGCAGACACGUUUUUUGGUUACCAUUGUGCUUAAAGCAUCGUACUCACCACAGCUUCCAUGUAGAUCACCGAUGUAUCUUUUUCCAGAAAUGCAAACCUGACUUUGGCUCAGUGUGUCACAUGGAAUAACACGAGCAUGAUUAAAAAAAAAAAAAAAAAAGAGGCGUAAAGAUCCUUGGAUGUGAAGUGUCCCGGCUGGAACAGUGGACUUGCCUCAGACAGAAAGCCUGCACCGUUUUGUCUGUUUUUGUUGAUAUUAUUUCUUGGGGCCAUAUUUGCACUGACUGUUUGUUUGAUGAUUAUUCUGCUGGGUUGUGCUUUUCCAGGGCCAAUGCAGACCUCAGGUACAUACAAUCUGAAAUGCCCUCGACUUUACAACCUCAAUCGCUGUUUGACAUCGGACUUCAAAAAGCACUCUUUAUGUCAAAGUCAGACUCCUUUAACGUGUGGAGUACCACUUCCAGGAAGCAUGCUGAGAGUCAACGCUGAAGAAAGCUCUCAAAAUUGUGUAUAAUCUCUGGAUUUUUAUCUUAGUACUCUACUCUGUGACAAGUCACCCUGCCCCAUUCCUCCCAACCAGACAAUCAGUCGAGAAUGUCUACGUGUAUCUGCAGUAUCUCCAUGUCUACGUCUUCCAUCACAGCAAGAUGUUAUAUAACUGUCCGUGGCAGAAGAGAAAGAUAUAACUGUGUGGGAGGGAUGUAAAAAAACAAAAACAAAUCUUGCUUUAGAAAACACACUACGCACGCUCUUAUGAUUGAGCUUCUUACUUUUUAUAUAUGAGUUACUGUAAUUAAAAAUGAAUGCUACUUA
Molecule: messenger RNA, 2254 nt
Organism: Chelmon rostratus (copperband butterflyfish)
Lineage: Eukaryota; Metazoa; Chordata; Actinopteri; Chaetodontiformes; Chaetodontidae
Gene: bri3
Product: brain protein I3
Exons: 3
Coding region: 578-964 (128 amino acids)
Source: RefSeq, a predicted model, not a curated record